Molecule: messenger RNA, 5104 nt
Organism: Closterium sp. NIES-67
Lineage: Eukaryota; Viridiplantae; Streptophyta; Zygnematophyceae; Desmidiales; Closteriaceae
Source: the annotation of a GenBank genome assembly
UUGAAUUGCUUCUUUCCGUGCUUCAGCGGAAGGCUCUGCUGCUCCCGCCAUAGCCAGUCAUGGCAGCUGCGUCGUUCUCUCACAUCUUGUAGUGCAGCAGACUGGUUCUUGGUUUCCGUCUCCUGGGAUUUUGCAGCAGCUGCUUCUUCCCCCUGAUCCUCCCUCCGUACGAAAUCGCUGUCAGCUUGAAACGCCUCUUUUCAGAAUGGAUAACACUCGCACCCUCCUCCUGCGGCGUCAGUCAACCCCUACCGCUCUGCUCCGCACCAACUCUUUUACCCCUUCCCCGAAUAAGCACCAGUCCCAGCAUCAUCGGUCACUGGCGAAUCCGCAGCGGAGCCAGCGCCUUACGCCGGCCGUCGCUCCGCUUCAGCGAACGCUGUCUUCCCCCGUACCCGACGCCAUGUCUGCCUCAUCCUGCGGUUUCUUCUCCGGAGUUUCCGGAUCCACUCGGCAGCUCGCACCCGCUCCAGUUUCGCGGUCGGAACGCUGGGGGCCUGGCAAGAGCAAGGCGAGUUUCAACAGCAGGCACUGCCACUUGAGAGUAAAUCCGUUUCUCGCGGGGAAUUGGCCGAGCGUUCUGCCGUCAAUCAAGCGAUCCUCUUCUUCCGCAUCUAAGUUCGCAUCAACCACAGCAGUUGCAGCCAGUGCUUCGUCGUCAAACCAGGGCCCUGACUCAUAUGAGUCGUCGGCGCACGCGCAUGGUACGGAGCUUAUUGAUCGGGACCGUGCCGUAACGCCGUCCUCUACCGCGAUAGAAUCGUUUCGUCCCGCUUCUCCGGCCGUGACUCCUCCUCGCACUGAAGCCGUCGCAAGGCUGCCGUCGCCCAAGGUGGAUCGUCGCACGCUCCUCGGCCUCGGCCUUGCGACGCUCGCUGCGACGGGAGCCGCGGAGCUAGGACUAGUCGAAGCCGCCCUAGCCAAGACCCAGGAGCCUCUUAAGAAGCAGCCGAUGUGGUUCUUAGGCGACGCGGCAGGGGGCGUGGACGGGGAGGGAGGGCUACUGGGGAAGAGCGGUCCGGGAGCGAGUAAGACGCGGGUGUACGACGCUACAACGGUUGGCGAGCCGGCUCUUGUCGGGGACAAGGCGAAGGCGUGGGAGAAGCUGCUUGCUGCGAAAGUGGUCUAUCUGGGCGAGGCGGAGGUGGUCCGCGAUCCCACUGAUAAGGUCGUGGCUCUCGAGAUCCUGCGCACGUUGCGCGAUGAGUCCUUCGCCGCUGGUCGCCCGGUCACUCUCGCGCUCUCCGCUUUCCCGCGCUCCAUGCAGCCGCUGCUCGACAAGUUCAUUGCCGGAAGACUUCCAGAGGAUGAGCUCCACGUGGCAGUCAACUACUGGCCCAAGGGCCGCCUGCAGGAGAUGUUACCCCUCCUUCGCUAUUGUCGCGAAGCAGGAGUUCGCCUGUUCGCGUGCGGCGUGCCUCCCAAGGUGCUUCGCACUGUGCAGGCCGGCGGCGUUCAGGCGCUUUCCCCAUCAGACCGCAAAAAGUACGCGCCGCCGCUCGGAGGCGGCUCGGCCUCGGCCGCCCUCGUCCGACCCGACAGCGCCACCUCUGCCGUCCCGUCCUACGGACCGUCUAGUACCAGCAGCGCGUUUGGCGCCGCCGCGAGCGGGAUCAGUAGCCUCAGCGGCGGGAAUGGUGGGCUGCUGGGGAUUGAACCGAUCGCGAACGCCGCCGAACCUCUGGGCUCCCGAGCCUCCUCCGCCACCCGAGCCUCGUUUCCGUUCGGACCCGGUCCGUACUGGUUCGCGCAGGCUCGGGUGGUGGAGGAUCACGCCAUGGCGGGCGCGAUUAGCCAAGCGAUGUCGGAAGGCGGGAAGACCGGGUUGCUCGUCGUUCUCACCGGCGCGUCGCACGUGCGAUUCGGAACGAAUGGCCGCGGCGUGCCGUCGCGCGUCGCCGACUGGCUGCGUGCGACGCCGUCGUCGCAAGCCGUCGUGCUGCUGAAUCCCGAGCGGCAGCGUGCGCGGUUGGAGUCCGACUUUCCCGAGGCGGAUUUUUUCUGGUACUCGGGCAGCUGGGCGUGCACGCGCAACUGCUUCGACCGCGCGGAGAUCGCGCGCGUGAUGGGCGCGGCGGGGCGGACCCCCGACGCGCUUCCGCGCGAUCUGCAGGUGGGAAUCGAGCGCGGGCUGAUCUCGCCCGACACUCUUCAAUCCUUCUUCGAGCUCGAAACCAACCCGCUAGUAGCAGAAGCGACGAAGCGGUUCCAGGGAUUGCGCGAGCGGUUCUACGCGGAUCCGCGGUUCCUGCAGCGGUUGUGCACGGAAGAGGCGAUUAGCAUCGCCACGUCACUUGCCGCCCAGUUUCAGAAGCGCGGGGACAGGUUCUGGUCCGAGCUGGAAUACGUUUCCGCGGAUAUUCUCCGCGGCACGGUGGUGAAUUUCUUUUCCGUCUGGCUGCCCGCGCCUCGGCUCUCGUUCCGCGACGCCGCCGGUCCGGCCGCGCAGGCGGCGGCGGGAGCCGCCGGGGCGGCCGCGGCGGGCCCGGCGGAGAAACUUUUGGGCGGGCUGACCGCGUGGAUGUCCACUCUGCCCCACAAUGCGUUCCAGAUGGCCGGCCCUGGGCAGAAUUUCGGGAUCGCGGAGCGGUUGGGAACGGUUGUGGUGGCGGGAACGAAGCUUUUUUCGGUCGGAUUUGUUUCCAGCGUGGCGACGCUGACGCUGACGAACUUCUUGGCGGACAUGAAGAACAAGCUGCCUGCGGACAGCACCGCAAAUAGCUCCGCGAGCAGCACCGCGAACGGCACCGCUAGCAGCGCUGACCACGCGGCUCUCGGACUAGUUUCCACACCCCUGGCUGCGGAAACGGCAGCGGCAGGAGCGGCGGGAGGGGCGGCGGCUGGUUCGGGGACAGCAGCAGCAGCGACAGGAGCAGGAGCAGGAGGAGCGGGGAAUACCGGUGGCUCUAUAGUUCCUCGAUCGCCCGUGUUCAAGACUGCGCUGGUGUACGGCGCGUUCCUGUCCACGUCAGCGAAUCUGCGGUACCAAGCUAUUGCGGGGAUCGUGGAGCAUUGGAUCGCGGACUACUACCUUGCGUCCAACCCCGUUGCCGGGACGGCGGUUUCGUUCCUUGCGCGUACAGCAAACUCCUACUGGGGCACCUCGCAAUGGGUGGACCUCGCUCGAUUCACCGGUCUGCAGCAGUCCCCAAAACCGGCAGCAGAAGCACAGCCAGCAGCAGCAGCAGCAGCAGCACUACCAGCAGGAACCAUGGCGGAUGGUGCCGCGCUAGCAGGCGCGGAGGCAUCAGCGGGUGUGGGCGCUGACGCCGCGAUGUCCAUGGCCAGCCACUUCACCCCCACGCAUUCCCCUAGCCAGCCCGAGCUUGUCUCUCAGCCAUUUCGUGUCCCCGCCUUAGCCGGUGCUUUUGGUACAGUAACGGAAGGCUCCUUUGCCGCUUCUUCUAACGGAGCUGUCUCUAACGAGCUUACUUUUGCUUCUCAAAUGGCUACUGCUGAUUCGUGUCCAGCGUCUGGUGCUCUUGCUACCGCCGCUGCUGCUGCUGAUGUCAUUGCACCUUCUGUCGAAGCUGCUUUCCUUGCUGCAGAGGCAGUGUCAGCAGCAUCAGCGGCAACAUCAGCAGGUGUAGAGGAUUUCGCAUCAGGUGCAGCAGAUGUAGCGGCUUUGCCAUCAUCAGCAGCAGCAGAUGUAGCAGAGUUGGGGUCAGGUGCAGCGGAUGUAGCGGCUUCGGCACCAGUAGCAGCAGAUGUAGCAGCAGUUGUGGAGUUUGGAUCCGAGGCUGUAGCAGCAGCGCAAGCAGGCGCUCGUCUUGUUCCGGUGGAGGUGUUAUCUGACAGAGACGUUCUCAACUACCAUCAGCAGCAGCAGCAGCAGCAGCACAAUUAGCACCACUACCACCACUAGUACCACAGCAGCACCACCAGUAUUACCAGCACUACCAGCACUACCAGCACUACCAGCACUACCGGCACCACCAGCACUACCAUUACUACCAGCGUCACCAGCGCCACCAGCGCCACCAGCGCCACCAGCGCCACGAGCACCACCAGCACCACCAGCACCACAGCACAGCAGUGGUUGCGGACAUACCACCUGAGCGUGAAGCAGCAGCAACAGCAACAGCACAAUCAGCACCUGUAGGGGCCAUGGGCGUGAGAGCUGAAGCAGAAGACACAGCACCGCACAGCACAGCACAGUAGUGGCUGCGAAUCUACCACCUGAGUGUCCAGUGGCAGUGCAGGUUGGAGUUCGUCUUGUUCCAGUGGAGGUGAUAUCUGACCGAGACGUUCUCAACUACCAUCAGCAGCACCAGCAGCAGCAUUUGUAGUAGUGAACAGCAGUAGCAGAUGCAGCAGUGAUUGCAGAGUUGGGAUGUGAUGCUGUAGCAGGAGUGCAAUCAGGAGCCUGUCUCGAUCUGGUGGAGGUGCUAUCUGACAGCAGCAGCACAACCAGCACAUGUAGGAGUGCCGAUAGAAAUAUUACAGGGAACUGGAAGCUGCGUAACUGCUGGUAUUUUGUUAUUACCCACCCAUACCCACUGCUCCUGCUGAUCUCCUUGUUGGUCCCCUUGGCUCCUCAGUGCUUGGAGCCCGGAGGAGCAAGCCUUUUUCUGUUCUGCGUCCCCUAGCUGCUCCCCCUCAGCAGCCUAGGGUUGCAACAGCCCUGUUCUGUGUCCCUGCUGCUCCUAGAGAUGAGCCCUGUCUUCCCCCUCAAUGCUCUUCUAGGCCUGGAGCAACCCUCUUUCUGUUCCCUCGGCUCCUCAUCAGCAGCAUAGGGUUGUAGAAGCAACCCUUGGUGCUACAGUUUUCUUGAGGAGCAGGAGUUGUUUCAGCGAUGGCCGCUACUUCUGUCAGACAGCCCAGUUUUGGGGUUGUGGCGUCUGGUUUAGAGGCCGUUCCGAAGUGCUUUGAGUCGACCUGACUCAAAAGCAACGGUUGUAUGGGUUAGAAAAGGUUCGAAAGAGAGGUUCUUCUGAUGAGAUGACUGCAGGUUCAGUGAAGGAUGUAGAAGCUGGCCUUCUACUGAAGAGCUGAAAAUUGAUUACGUACCAUUACAAUAUAUAUUCCAUCUGUCUAUUAGGUCUUGCAGUGGUUCUGGUUUCAGCUUCAUCUCAUGUGGGCGCUACUGGACAAGCUAGCCCGA